UAUACUAACUACUAGUCUUCCAACUUCGUCCAUGGCCAUGGCCUCCCACCCAACUUCUUCUUCCUCUUCCUCUUCCUCUUCUCGAUGGGAUGUAUUCUUGAGUUUUAGAGGUAAAGAUACUCGCACAAAUUUUACCGCUCAUCUAUACGAAGCUUUGCGUCGGAAUGGAAUCAACACUUUCAUGGACACCAAGCUUAGAAGUGGAGACGAAAUUUCACCAACACUUCUCAAAGCCAUUGAAGAGUCUGAGAUUUCAAUAAUUGUCCUCUCUAAGAACUACGCAUCAUCCCAAUGGUGCUUGGAUGAGCUAAUAAAGAUCCUCGAUUGUAGAAAAACAAGGAGGCAACAUAUUCUACCGUUGUUCUAUGACAUAAUUCCUUCAGAAGUACGUAAUCAAAACAAUACUGUUGGAAAAGCAUUUGCUCAACUUGAAAAACGGUGCAAAGAUGAUGAUAAGAAGGUGAAGAUGUGGAAGUCAGCCCUAACACAAGUAGCUAAUUUGUCAGGAAUGACUUUGGAGAACAGGAAUGAACCUGAAUUUAUUCACGAAAUCAUUGAAUGGGUGAAUUCUAUAUUAGUGAAAAAGACAUACUUAGAAGUUGCCCAGUAUCCGGUUGGAAUAGAGUCCCGUGCACAAGAUGUGAAAUCGCUUUUAACUAUAGAGAAGAAUGACAGUACGUGCAUGGUAGGGAUCUUCGGAAUUGGUGGAAUUGGUAAGACAACUAUCGCCAAAUCUAUUUACAACUCAAUGGCUUCUCAAUUUGAAGGUAGUUGUUUUCUCGAAAACAUUAGAGAAACUUCUGGCCAAAUGGGCGGUCUGAUCAAUUUGCAAAAUAAACUUCUUUCUGAGAUCCUAGAAGGUUCAAGCCCAAUGGUUGACAAAGUUGAUCAAGGGAUUACUUUGAUAAAGGAGAGGCUUCGCCUAAUAAGGAUACUUCUAGUUCUUGAUGAUGUGGAUCAUCAAGACCAAAUAGAGAAAUUAGCUGGAAAAGGUGAUUGGUUUGGCUUAGGAAGUAGAGUCAUCCUAACAACAAGAGAUAAACAUUUACUUAGUGCACAUGAAGUUGAUUCAGCAUACCAGGUGAAUGAGUUGGAUCAUAAUGAAGCUCUUCAGCUUUUCAGUUGGAAUGCCUUCAAUAAAGAUAGGCCUGAUGAUAAGUACGUGAAAGUCACAGAAGAUAUGUUAAGUUAUGCCAGAGGAUUGCCAUUAGCUUUAAGAGUGCUUGGCUCAUCUCUAAAAGGUAGAGAUAUACUUUAUUGGGAAAAUAAAUUGGGCAUGUACAAAUUAAUUCCUCACGAUGAUAUUCAAAAAAAACUUCGCAUAAGUUUUGAUGGAUUGGAUGAAAAUGCCAAGAAUAUUUUUCUUGACAUUGCAUGUUUCUUCAAAGGAUGGAAUGUAGAAGCUAUCACAAAAGUACUAGACAGUACUCGUGGAUUUCACUCAUAUAGUACUGCCAUUGAAGAGCUAAAGGAUAAGUGUCUCGUAACUCAAUCUUGUGGAUCAUUGGAGAUGCAUGACUUGCUGCAAGAAAUGGGUAGAGAAAUUGUUCGACAACAAUCACCCGAUGAACCUAGCAAGCGUAGUAGAUUGUGGUUUCACGAAGAUGUUCGGAAUGUCCUAGAAGGAAAUGCGGUAAAAAAUGUGUUAAAAAUCUCUUUUUAUUUUACAUCUAUUACUUUUUCGUGAGUUAAGCAACUAGAAAAAUA
Messenger RNA from Alnus glutinosa, 1707 nucleotides. Its product is annotated as disease resistance protein RPV1-like. The record is from RefSeq and is a predicted model, not a curated record. The transcript is spliced from 2 exons. Gene Ontology annotation, biological process: defense response; signal transduction. Bases 32 to 1687 code for a protein of 551 amino acids. Gene Ontology annotation, molecular function: ADP binding. NCBI's taxonomy places the organism in Eukaryota, Viridiplantae, Streptophyta, Magnoliopsida, Fagales, Betulaceae.